UCUGCCUGCCAUAAGGUAAAAUAACCCAAAGAUUCCAUGAAUUAUCCAUGUCUUCCAAGGCUGUCAGUUUCCAGUACGGUCUCUUCCCCGUGCUAGAGCAGGAGUGUUAGUGUCAGUCAGUCAUGCGUAUAUCCCACAGGCUUUCAAACGUCCAAUUAUAUCCCGGACCGCCAAACUGCAAAGAAGUGAAGCAGAGCAGCAACCUCUAGUUCUCCAUAGGCGAUGCGAGUCACCCAUCCAAACGCGGCACCUACAAGCAGCCAAUUAGAACCAGCCGUUGGCAGCCGCCAAUCUACGGAUAUAUCUCUAUUCGCAAGAAAAACUGUUUGAGGCCUCCUGUAUGCAACAGCGCUCAGACACACGAAGUGGCAGUGAAUUGAGUGGUCUGUAGCGCAUCUCAAUAAAGCCUCUUGUCACAAGGCUAUAAGAAAAUUCGUGUCCAUGAUUUAGUGGCCGCGGGAAGUAUGUGCAAGGAUAGAAAGGGACACUUGCGCUGGCUGCGUGCCUCAAAGGGCUUUCUUCUUUCACAGCUCAAAGUGAUAAAGCCAAAAAAAAAACCUAUAUAUAUGAGCUACCACUGCAGGAAACAUGGCAGAUCCAAGAGAGAGUUUCGACUGGGGAGGGAUCAGGAAUAGAAGAGGAAUGGGAGCAAAAUCUGCUGUGAGUGGCACGACCAGAACCUGGCAGCCUAACAGAGUUGUUCAGUACACGGCGAUGGGUAAAGUAGAAAAACCACCUCCCCUUGAUCAACCCAGUGGCACAUUAGUCGCCUCGAUAACCGUUGAUACAUCAGCCAGCGUCGGAACUCAAUCCCCGAGAAUCACAGGAACCGAAUUGGUCGGAUCGUAUAAUUGGUUGGAUAGCAAGAUACCAACUAUACUAAUCCCAGGAGCGCCCCCGAAGUGGACUCCGUUGAGAGGGGGCGUGCAGCUCAAAGAAGACGCAGGCGAUUACUUUCGGGAGCCAAACAGCGCGAGAUGGCCGAAAUACCCAAUCGAGCCUGCAAUCCGAGCUGUAUUCGAUCGGAAUCCCAAAUUUAACGGUAAAACGAUCAACAUCGUUACCUGUGCCGGAAUGAUGGGAUGUCUUUUCAAAUUUGCCUCGUCAGCCGAAUGGGAGUUCCAGUGCUUUGUCCAUCGAGUGGGGGACACUCUUUUCUUGGUGCGUAAGGAACGUACGCCCAAGGAGCUGAUCCAAGGUGUCUACGGAUAUGGACACACAUUCCCUGAAGCAUAUACCAGUUGGCAUAAAAGUGUGAAAGGCUCAGCAACCAACCAACGAAUCAUUCGUUACGAAUUUGGCGGCCUCACCUUCCUCGUCCGCUUUGAAGCAGAUGGGUAUUUGGGUGGGAUGAUAGGGAUCGAGGUGAAAACGCAAGAAAAGAAGACGCCAACAAGCCAGAAAGGACUCAGUGACAUGGAUGUCCUUUCUCAAAAUACAGAAUCCGUCACAAUUGGGAAAAUAGGUUCUGGGAAUACCGCGACUUUGAAGCUCCAACAUGCCGGAUUUGAUGUGCCACAGUCCGCCGUAUUUGACGUGAAAACCCGUAUCCGCAGGAGGGAAAUAAGUAUGCCUGAAUCUCUACCACGCUUAUGGGCGCGUCAGAUUCCAAAUUUUGUCGUUGGUUAUCAUGACGACGGGUUCUUCGACCGAGAUCACAUUCUGGUCAUGCCGAUGAAGGAAAGGAUUGAUGCUUGGGAAAUGGAAAACGAAAAGGUUCUCCUACGGCUCACCAAAGUCUUUGAGAGCUUGAUAAAAAGCGUCAAGGAGUCGGAAGUUAAAAAUUUGUUGGUUCAUAGAGCGAAAGACGGUCCGCUGGAACUAUGGGAAACAAAAGAGAGCCGCAGGCCUGCGAUGACUCGUGCACUAGAGGCCAAAUGGAAGGGGUGUGGUGAGGUGAUUAAUAAUAGCAGCGACGAUGAUGAUGACGAUGGCAAUGAGUAUCUGCUUUUUUGAAAUCGAAAUAUAGCCCUUUCUAACUCUUCAAUUUGAUUAUUGUGUUUCAUCUAAUAUGGAUUAAAUCCAGACUCGACCACUUUUCUUUGGUCAAGUUCUGAUAAUAACCUCCUGUUUAUGUGAGCUUAUAAUUCGUUAUGCCCUUAAUUCCAGAUACCAUUAUUGCUUCAAGAAAAGUUUCGUGCCAUUUUCUCUACCUUGAACAUGUACCAAAAGUAUUUGCCUCUGUGCGACGUCUGCUGUCAGCUCUUUAACCGCCGAUAGACAUGGAUUUGGAAUCUCAUAUCCUCCAAGCCAAUUCCAUCACCAACUUGAUAUUUUAAUAGGGACGCAUCCCUCCGGAACCACCGAGAAUCAUCUGACACAACGCGUGCCCAAUUGCCAUCAGCUACGGAAAGCAGAGCAUGGUCAAGAAGAAAACGCAUUGGGUAGUUCCUCUGUUUUUUUGUAUUAUCUGCAGAUACAUUGACAUCUUGACGCGUUGUACCGUCUUCGUCGGAAGGAAGGGAUGUACUGGAUGUAGACGAUUGUUGCGUGGGACGCCCGCUUUUAGUAGCAAAGGUGACGGUUGAAUAACUUCCGGGACUAUCAACAACGAGCAGUAUUGUCCCAGGGCGUAGCAUAUCCGUUAACCGAAGUAGGAAUGCUGUCGUCUUUGGUAUCGAGGUGGAGAACAGCUCGUUUAAAGUGAACAUCAGAGUAACCAGCAUAGCUUCGUUUCGAUCCAUCGUUAUUUUAUCCAAGUCCAUAUCGCCAUUGAUGUCGUUCGAUGGUGGAGUUAGCAAGGAAAACAGUUCCUGAUCUGUGAGGCUCAAUACGUCCGCUUUCUUAAAAAAGACACGAAAUCGCCCAUCCCCUGGACUCCGCGUACCCUUGCAAGAAACCAACGGCGCAGGACAAGCUUUAGACGAUGGUAUAGACUCAGACAACAUAGCUUUGUUUAAGGUGUUCACAAGGGAAGACCAGUCUGCAAUAUCAAUAGACGUGAUUGACAGGUCUUGGAACGGGUGCUGGCCUGAAGGUUUCGUAUUAGCGCCGUCAACUCGAUCCUCUUCGGAAUGGUCGAUAUCUGGGAUGUUUGCGGACUGCAUUUCAAUUCCCAGCGAAGAAAUUCCGGCUUCGCGAUUCGAGUUGACGGCUUCUGAGGCGGCUUCUGAGGCAGCUCCUGAGGCACUGGAUAUGCGCCCAAGGCCCCCAUCAUUCAGCCAUCUCCAUGCCGCAGCCAACCCGACGAUCUCUGCUCCCGCACCGCCUCCAAUACAGACGAUAUGCUGCCCAAUUGUGUCGCUUCCAGCACCCGCAAUGCGAUGCUGAAUAAUCAUCUCGAGAACAGAUGCAAAUAUCCCUGCGUAACCUAACGCCCUUCCUGCGCUCCAACGCAGGGCGUAUGCUUUGAGCAACUCUUCAUUCGCAUCGGCAAAGGCAGACAAAAAGUCGCGAUUAUAAAGAUGGGUCUUCAAUAUUUGGACCAGUUCUGAUAGAGGCCGUGACAGUGGAUCUGGCUCGCAAGCUCUAUCAGAGCAGAGGCCCGAUUGGAAAACGUUGAGAAGCAAUUGCUGGAGUGAAAUUGGUAGCUGUGUCGCUUCCAGCAACAAUCUACUAUUUCUAUCAUCAGAAGCAGAGAGUAUCCUCGUCGUUCUCGCGCCUUUGCUUGAGGAUUUCCCACUGCUUUUGACGCUGUCGGGUUUAUGUGCCGUUCUGGGAGCGGUUUUGGAUUUAACACUAUUCUUCCCUUUGGACUUUUGCACAUCCUUCCCACGUCGAUUUGACGCAGCCAUUUUUCGAAUUACCUUACGAAUAUUCUCCCAUACCACGCCCAAAUGUGCAAUUUUACAUGAGACAAAAAUUUUCUGGAUGUGGCUCCCAUUUUUGCCAAGGAAUCCAAGCCUUCACACAGGCCAAUUGACUGGCUGUAAGUAUAUGAACAGUCUUACUAGUCCGGGCUUGAAAUGCUCAAGGCGCUGCGAAAAGUUGUCUCACACUAAGCAUUUAUCCUGAAAUAUGAUUACUA
Molecule: messenger RNA, 3967 nt
Organism: Blastomyces dermatitidis ER-3
Lineage: Eukaryota; Fungi; Ascomycota; Eurotiomycetes; Onygenales; Ajellomycetaceae
Exons: 2
Coding region: 589-1956 (455 amino acids)
Source: RefSeq, a predicted model, not a curated record